Messenger RNA from Durio zibethinus, 1891 nucleotides. RefSeq names its product choline monooxygenase, putative (CMO-like). The record is from RefSeq and is a predicted model, not a curated record. NCBI's taxonomy places the organism in Eukaryota, Viridiplantae, Streptophyta, Magnoliopsida, Malvales, Malvaceae. Gene Ontology annotation, molecular function: iron ion binding; 2 iron, 2 sulfur cluster binding.
UUGAAAAAAUUAUGGGUAAAAAUGGUUGCGUGAAACAUUUGAUUUGGGGCGUGUACUGUAUAUCCCUUGUAUCUCAUGCAGAGGUAGUGCCAGCAUAGAGGUAAUACAAGACAAAAGACCGUGGAAGUUGGAAUAUCCUCGGAGUCUCUGACAACCAUGAGUCUGUUGCUGAAACCCAUCAGUCGGGUAUUUCUCUUCCAAUCCAAUUUCCAGAAUCCAAGAGCAAUUCCAAACUUUUCUUCUGUAUCAGCAUCAUGUAGUUCCAGUUACGAAGCGCAGAAAAUGGUGCGUCAAUUCGACCCCAAAAUCCCCAUAGAGCAAGCGAUCACUCCUCCGAGCUCCUGGUAUGCUGACCCCUCCUUUUACGCUUUUGAACUGGACCGUGUCUUCUACAGGGGUUGGCAGGCUGUUGGGCACACUCAACAAAUAAAAGAACCCAAUGAUUUUUUCAGCGGCAGAUUGGGAAACGUAGAGUUUUUGGUUUGCCGGGAUGAUGAUGGAAAAAUUGCUGCUUUUCACAAUGUCUGUAGACAUCAUGCUUCUCUUCUUGUGUCUGGAAGUGGGAAAAAGUCUUGUUUUACUUGCCCUUACCAUGGAUGGACGUAUGGGUUAAAUGGAGCGCUUCGUAAGGCAACUAGAAUUUCGGGAAUACAGGAUUUCAUCGCAAAUGAAUUUGGACUUAUACCAAUAAAAGUUGCUAUUUGGGGACCAUUUGUUCUUCUCAAUAUGGACAAGGAGAUUUUACCAGAGGAUAACAUUGAUACUGACCAAAUUGCAAGUGAAUGGCUUGGUAGCUGCUCAGAAAUAUUGAGACUUAAUGGGGUUGAUUCCCCACUAACUUAUGUUUGUAGACGUGAAUACAUCAUUGAAUGUAACUGGAAGGUAUUUUGUGACAACUACUUAGAUGGUGGUUACCAUGUACCAUAUGCUCACAAAGGCCUUGCAUCUGGUCUUACACUUGAUUCAUACACCACCUCAAUAUUUGAAAAGGUUAGCAUCCAAAGUGUUGAAGGUGGCUCUAAAGAAACGCAAGAUGAUCGGCUUGGAUCAAAAGCUUUAUAUGCUUUCAUCUAUCCAAAUUUCAUGAUUAACAGGUCCUUACGUCCAUUUGCAUUUUCACCUGCCUUCUUCUUUCCACUCCUUCCGGUAAAUUAUCUUCUUUUAUGGUCUUAUAGGUAUGGACCUUGGAUGGACACCAAUCUGUUAAUCCCAUUGGGACCAAGGAAAUGCCUGGUGGUAUUUGACUAUUUUCUUGAAGCUUCUCUUAAGGAGGACAAAGCUUUCAUUGAGAGAAGCCUAGUGGAUAGUGAAAGAAUUCAGAUGGAAGACAUUACACUGUGUGAAGGUGUUCAAAGGGGCAUCGAAUCACCUGCAUAUUGCACUGGAAGAUAUGCUCCUCGUGUUGAGAUGGCCAUGCAUCAUUUCCAUUGUUUGCUUUAUGAUAAUCUCAUCUCAUAAACUAAUUGGCUUUGUAUCCAAACAUGACAAAGAUUCGAUAAUUUUCUUGUGUGCUGACUGCUGAAUGCAUUUGUCAAUGUGUCACAAUUGAACUGCUUCUAUUGCAAUUGAGUAAGUAGAAAGUGAGACUGUAGAGGGUCGAACUGAGUAGUCCUUAGUCUACAAGCUGGUCAGGGGGAUGAUAGUGGGGAAGAUGAGAGAGUUUAAAACUAUUUGGACUUGAGAGUGAACACUCAAGGGACAUAGCGGCAGGUGGCUCCAGCUGCUGAAUACUAGUACUUGUCUUUCUAAUAAUAAGGUUAAUACAAACAUAUAAAUAUAUGCCCUUAAAUAGAUAAUACACACAUAAGGUAGUAGCUGUCUUCAUAAUGAGGUUGUCCAUAUGUCUUGUACUGAUAUUGUUUUUUUAUCUAUUUUUUAAAAACUAGUUGUA